AUGUUUUUGAGAAAAUCUACUACCUCUAUAUUAAGAGGACUUCCAAAGAAUUUAAAUCAACAAAUAAGAAAUAUGAUGCUCCAAGAACAUUAUGCUAUGACUGUUCUCCAAAAUAAUGAUAUCCCUGUUCCACCAUUUGCUGCAGCAAGAUCUGCUGAUGAAGCUUUCAAUGUAGCAAAAAAACUUGGCGUAAAAGAUUAUGUUGUCAAGGCACAAAUUCUUGCAGGUGGGCGUGGAAAAGGAAAAUUUGAUUCUGGACUUCAAGGUGGAGUUCAUAUUGUUUAUUCACCAGAUGAAGUUAAAGAAAAAGCAUUGAAAAUGAUAGGAUAUAAUCUUAUUACCAAGCAAACCGGUUCUCCUGGAAAACCAUGCGAAGCUGUAAUGAUAGCCAAAAGAUUAUUUACAAGACGUGAGUAUUACUUUUCUAUCACUCUUGAUCGUUUAACUGCUGGACCAGUACUUAUUGGAUCAAGCAGAGGUGGUGUUAAUAUUGAAGAAGUUGCUGCUGAUGAACCGGAAGCAAUUGCUACAUUACCUAUUGAUGUUAGUGUUGGUAUUGUUGAAGAUAAAUUAGAGGAUUUUGUUAAAAAAAUGGGAUUUCCAUCUAGUGCUCAAAAAGAAGCCAAAGAAUUAAUUAAGAAAUUAUUUAAUCUUUACGUUAAAAGUGAUUGUACUUUGUUAGAAAUCAAUCCAUUAGCUGAGGAUGUUGAUGGACAAUUGACAUGUAUGGAUUGUAAAUUCGUUCUUGAUAGUAAUGCCGAAGAUAGGCAAAAAGAAUUAUUUGCUAUGAAAGAUACAAAACAAGAAGAUGAACUUGAAGUAAGAGCUGCUCAACAUAAUUUGAAUUACGUUAGAUUAGACGGAAAUAUUGGAUGUAUGGUUAAUGGAGCUGGACUUGCUAUGGCUACAAUGGAUAUAAUUAAAUUACAUGGUGGUGAGCCAAAUAACUUUUUAGAUGUUGGUGGUGGUGCAACUGUUGAGCAAGUAACUGAAGCUUUCAAAAUAAUUACCGCAGAUAAGGAUAAAGUUCAUGCAAUUUUAGUUAACAUUUUUGGUGGUAUUGUACGAUGUGAUGUUAUUGCACAAGGUAUUAUAAAAGCUGCUGAAUCAUUAAAUAUAAAAUUACCAAUUGUUGUAAGAUUACAAGGAUCAAAUGUGAGUGAUGCUAAAGCAUUAAUCGCUAAUUCAGGUCUUAAAAUUUUGGCUUGUGAUGACUUAGAUGAAGCAGCAAAGAUGGCUGUGAAAUUAUCUGACAUAAUGAAGAUUGCAAAAACUGCAUCAUUAGAUGUAUCUUUUGAACUCGGAAUUUAA
Strongyloides ratti is the source of this 1311-nucleotide messenger RNA. Its product is annotated as Succinate-CoA ligase, ADP-forming, beta subunit. The transcript is spliced from 2 exons. Gene Ontology annotation, molecular function: succinate-CoA ligase (ADP-forming) activity; ATP binding. Gene Ontology annotation, biological process: tricarboxylic acid cycle; succinyl-CoA metabolic process. The record is from RefSeq and is a predicted model, not a curated record. Gene Ontology annotation, cellular component: succinate-CoA ligase complex; mitochondrion. The coding region runs from base 1 to 1311 and encodes 436 amino acids. NCBI's taxonomy places the organism in Eukaryota, Metazoa, Nematoda, Chromadorea, Rhabditida, Strongyloididae.